Camelina sativa (false flax) is the source of this 951-nucleotide messenger RNA. RefSeq names its product photosystem I chlorophyll a/b-binding protein 5, chloroplastic. Gene Ontology annotation, cellular component: membrane. Lineage: Eukaryota; Viridiplantae; Streptophyta; Magnoliopsida; Brassicales; Brassicaceae. Gene Ontology annotation, biological process: photosynthesis, light harvesting. The record is from RefSeq and is a predicted model, not a curated record.
CUUGCCGAUAACAAUAACAGAGUCAGAGCAGAACACAAACGUAAGGAAAAAAAAAAAAACAGAGCAAAAUGGCCGUUGUUUUACGUGGAGGCAUCACCGGAGGAUUUCUUCACCAUCGUCGCGAUGCUUCAUCCUUCAUCACUAGAAGAAUCUCAUCCGUCAGAGCCGCAGGAGGAGGCAUAAAUCCGACGGUGGCUGUUGAACGUCCCACGUGGCUACCUGGCCUCGACCCUCCUCCUUAUCUUGAUGGAAAGUUAGCUGGAGAUUAUGGUUUCGACCCACUCGGGUUAGGAGAGGAUCCGGAAAGCUUCAAAUGGUAUGUUCAAGCAGAGCUUGUUCACUCUCGUUUCGCCAUGCUCGGUGUUGCAGGAAUACUCUUCACAGAUCUGCUUCGGACCACAGGGAUUCGUGAUUUACCGGUUUGGUAUAAAGCUGGAGCUGUCAAAUUUGAUUUUGCUAGCACAAAAACACUCAUUUUUGUACAGUUCCUACUUAUGGGGUUUGCUGAGACUAAAAGGUAUAUGGAUUUUGUCUCUCCGGGAUCUCAAGCAAAAGAAGAAUCUUUCUUCUUUGGAAUUGAAGCAGCACUCGAAGGGCUUGAGCCUGGAUACCCCGGAGGACCGCUUUUGAACCCGUUAGGCUUGGCUAAGGACAUUAAAAAUGCUCAUGACUGGAAGCUUAAAGAGAUCAAGAAUGGUCGUCUAGCAAUGAUGGUGAUGCUCGGCUUCUUCGUUCAAGCCUCUGUGACUCACACUGGCCCUAUUGAUAACCUUGUGGAGCAUCUCUCAAAUCCGUGGCAUAAGACCAUUAUUCAAACCCUCUUCACCUCUGCUUCUUAAGUACAUUCUUUUGUAACGAAAAUCCGAUUAUUCGACAAGUGUAUCAAUACCUUUAUUUCAUUUAAGAGUACAAUAAAUCUGUUCUAACCAAUAAACUUAAAAGUUCACUGUU